CGGGGAGGUCAGGUGACCCAGCUGGCGUCCCAAGAUGGCGGCGGCGGUGGCGCCUGGGAGGCCGAGGCGGUGUCCGGGCUGUUGAGGUGACUUCGCGGGAAAAGUGACGGGUCGACCGGACAGAAAGGCUGCGGCGGACGCACGGCCGCCCCGUGUGCACAGCCGGCGCUGGGCAGUGCAACAGCGGAGCCGGGGGAUGCUGGUGCUGGGCCGGGCCUCUCUCUCCUCAACUUAGGGCGGCGGCGGGCCCGCACCCCUGGUUCCCGGGCCAUGGCGCUGAGGGAACUCAAAGUGUGCCUGCUUGGGGAUACGGGUGUAGGUAAAUCCAGCAUCGUGUGGCGGUUCGUGGAAGACAGUUUUGAUCCUAAUAUCAAUCCAACCAUAGGGGCAUCUUUUAUGACCAAGACUGUCCAGUACCAAAAUGAGCUACAUAAAUUCCUAAUCUGGGAUACAGCUGGACAAGAACGAUUUCGUGCCUUGGCACCGAUGUACUAUCGAGGGUCAGCAGCAGCCAUCAUCGUUUAUGACAUCACAAAAGAAGAGACGUUUUCAACACUGAAGAACUGGGUGAGAGAGCUCCGCCAGCACGGCCCCCCCAGCAUUGUUGUUGCCAUUGCAGGGAACAAGUGUGAUCUUACUGAUGUCAGAGAAGUCAUGGAAAGAGACGCUAAGGACUACGCUGAUUCCAUCCAUGCCAUCUUUGUAGAGACCAGCGCAAAAAAUGCAAUAAACAUAAAUGAACUCUUUAUAGAAAUUAGUCGAAGAAUUCCAUCCACUGAUGCCAACCCGGCAUCUGGCGGCAAGGGCUUCAAACUCCGAAGACAGCCAUCGGAGCCAAAGCGAAGCUGCUGCUGACGAUCCAGGGCCCCACCCUGAUGAAGAAGCAGGUGGUCCUGGAUGUUGCAGGAGAGCCAGGCCCUGCCACUGGUAGCCGCCUUGUGCUCGAGAGUCUUCUUGAUGCAAAAGGACUCAGAGGAACUGGCUGUUUUGUUCUCUUGGAAGACUGCAAUGGGUGUUUCUGACUGCAGACUUCUGUCUGCAUGCAAAGGGACCACAUCCUUGGUUGCUGACCUAGCUGAAAGGAGCAUCUGAUGUAUGGGUGGUAGGAUUGAAUUGCUGGUACUUGUAAUCAGGAUUUUAUGUAUUAUUUGUAAAGGGAAAUGAGCACUUUCAUGGAUCUUAAGGGAAAGGCUGUGGAGAUGGUCAUCUCCUAGGUCCUCAUCUCUAGUGUCAAAGUCACAUCAUUUAAGAUGUGCAAAGUGACCACAAGGGGAGGGAUGGUUGUUCCUGGGACAGAGUCCACCAUCUCUAAAGCACUUUCAUGCACAGAAAAUUAACACCGCAGCAGCAGCAGCAGCAGCUGCCUGGUUCACCUUGGGUUUGCUUCUGACCCUGAAUGUGUUACCACACACACUAGAUUUAUUGUUACCAUUCUAAAUAAGCCCUCCUGGCCCAGGUGAUGGUGUGGAGAAGCUACCUGGAGCCAGUUGAGUUGCAUGUGUCUAAACUGAUGAGCAGUGGUUUCAAAAGAAGAGAGAAAGAACAAAGGAAAUGAUUCUUUUGGUGGUGUUUUUGUUGUUGUUGUUGUUUUCCUUUGGCCCAGGUAUUUGGUGGGAAGAACAAGUAUGUGCUGCCUAGCAUAUGUAAAUUUGUAGUCUAUAUUUAUGAGACCAUUGCUUAAAAAUUAUAAAUUAUGUAAAUACAUUAUUAAUGUCUGAAUUCCUUUCAGUACUCAUUUAGUCCUGUGCCCAGUCUCACGUGAUCCCACCCGUCUUUCAGCCUGUCCACAGGAAACUCUGAAGUCCAUUUACAUUGUGCAGAAGCAUGGAGCACUUAGCUCACAGCUUCCUUCCUCUUCCCUCACCCUUCUGCAUCCCAUCUGGAAAUGGUAAUAAAGACAUAUGCCUCCUUGACAAGCCUGACUAGUCCUUCCUGCCUGGGGCAAGAGUGAGCCCAGCACUCGUCAUUCACCUAGGGGGAGAGCAAGCACUUCUUAGCUCUUCCAGUGAGCUCAGACCAACUGUUCUAAGAGUGCUUUGCUUACCAUCAGCCCGGCUCACCUCUCUCUCCUUUACUUUCUCUUGCCUCUGUUAGUGCUUUACACUCUUUUCCCUCAGGGGCCUAAUGAGGUUUUUAAUAUAAUCUAAAAAUAAAGCACCCAAGUGAAGCUGCUGGAAAUUUGUUCCUGGCCUAAUUUGGCGCCCUUCCAGCCCGAGUAUUGUAAGGGAAGGAAAUUUACAAGAUUAAAUAGGAAAUGAAACAGCUUGAAUUUCAAACGAAAUUGUGUUUUCAAAGCUGUCCUUAACUGAACAGUCAAAACUUUUAAAAACAAUUGCUACUACUUUGUGCCCCUCCCCUACACACUUAAAACGGAGAGGUUUUAACACACCGGCAGCCCAGGUGAUGCCAACCUGAGUGUGGCCUUGUCACGUUCUCUAUAAACAAAAACAAAACGGCUUGCCUCAUGUGGACGAGGCUAUCCAUAUGUGAACUCAUCUCACCAAAAUGUGGUAUGAAUUCCUGACCUGAAGAGUCAGGUCCAUUCUGGAAGCCAUGGUACAUCAGUGUGCAGGGCAGCACCUCUGCCUCACUGCUCUGCUGCAUCCCCUCCUGCUCUCCUCUGUGGGCCGUGGCUUCUCUAGCUAGCUUCCCUCUCGUGUCACAUGCCGGGAGGGACUCUGGCCACGGCUGCGUGUCUUAUCAACAGGAUGAGAAGCAUGGACUCUGUGUUAAUGUCUUCCUCAGCCUCUGUGUCACCAGUCUGUUCUAGAGACAAAGGAGCCAUGCUGCCUGUGGUAUCAUGUACUGCUCAGUGACAGCAGAUUUCCGUCAGGCCCACCAUUCUUGCUCGGUGAAGACAGGGAGAUCGCCACUUACUUUCUCCUUAUGCAUAUUAAAAUGUAGUCAGACAUAGUGCUUUAUUUUGACCAUGUUUUAGAUUAAGCAGGAAUCUAAUAUAAAUUCCUUGUUUCUCCUGGCUGUUUCUUAAGAGAAAUUGCCAGACUCCAAAGGCAUUAAGACAUAGCCUCUCCAUAAAAAUUUUUGGUUCCCUUAUGAUGCAGAGCCAUUUUUAAAAGCUUUGAAGACUGAACAGAAGGGGAAGAUCUUUAAUUAACUGCCGGUGUGUAUUGAUCUCUUUGAGAGAAACUGAAAUAAGCUCUUUGCAGGUGUCCGAUCCUAGGAGCCACUGUCUCUCCAUCUCUCCUUCUACAUAAGUGUUUUUCUGAUUCUGUGAUAACUAAUUAACUAUCAUUUGGUGAUUAAAAGAACAUAAAGUGAGAGUCUGAUUAAGUGUCCUUCAGUGUAAACUCUGUGAGAAGUGAUUGGAGAGAAACACCUACCAACAAGCCCUUCUGGUUCCCAGUGAAACGCCGUCACCCGCCUGUCAGCUGCAGCCAAGACAAGCCCUGUACAUGGCAGCCGAGAGAUUUAUUCCUUUUAAAAUAGCCUAGGUCCUUGUUCCCCAUUUAUGAUGAUGUUUGAAGUGCCCGCCUCCUCUCAUUGUGCUCCUGUUCCUUCAGUGCCUACCCAGGUCAAAGUAUCGAGAUUGUCUUAGGAGAGGCCAGCGUCUUUUUUGAGAUUAGCUGUCCUCCGGCUUUUUUAAUAUAUGAAAAGGGGGUGACCCACAUUUAAUUUUAGAAAUUCUUGUAAGUCUUACAUCUUUUCCUUGUCUCCAGGAGGAAAGUGGGUUUGGGGGUUUUCUAAAGCUCUAAGAGAUACAAUACUGAAGGUGCCUUGUAGGUAGCUGUCUGCUAGCACUGCAGAGGAUCUGCUGCUGUAUUUCAAGGGUACCAUGUUUGAAUGGGUAGAUUCGGUUUGGGAUACACUGCAUGCCAACACGUCAGCAUCCCAGACGGCAACAGUUCACUGCCUUGUGUCCUUUCCUGUUGCAAGUGAAGUGGACGGGGUUCAUCUUGCACUUCUUCACUCAUCCAGAACCCGCAGAGACCAUGACCCACAGACCCUCAAAGUGGAAGACAGCACACUGUGUUGUCUCUAUAGCCAGGCCCUGUGUCUGUGGGACCCUGCAGGAGUCAUGAGGGAAUCCUCACUUAGGGAACCCUUUAACUCCGAUCUGACCUCCAUCCCUGCUUUAGAACAUGGCAGCCAGACAGGCUGACUUUUCACAUUACACUCAUUGGGCUGCUUGACCUGACUAGCAGUGGGAGCUAGGUCAUGGAAUGCCUUGCAGUCCCUCAUUUACAUGUGUUUUUAAGGGAUGAGCACCACAAUCUUUGUUUGAUUUCAAGAUACGUUCCUCUGCCUCUUACUAGCUCGUCAGUUUGUUUUUUUUAACCUUGUUUUUUUUUUGUUAUUUUGUCUUUUGUUGUUUGUUUGUUUGUUUGUUUGUUUUUCCAGAGCUGAGGACCAAACCCAGGGCCUUGUGCUUGCUAGGCAAGUGCUGUACCACUGAGCUAAAUCCCUAACCCCAGCUCAUCAGUUUUUAAGGACAAAAUGGGGUGUAUCUUUGAGGUUCAGUCUGUCAGCCAUGCCUUCCCUUGGUUUCCUUGGCUUAUCAAAAAAAGUUCAAUGAUAUGAUGCUUGAAAUAGCCUGUGAA
This is a messenger RNA of Psammomys obesus (fat sand rat), 4559 nucleotides long. RefSeq names its product RAB22A, member RAS oncogene family (gene Rab22a). The record is from RefSeq and is a predicted model, not a curated record. Gene Ontology annotation, molecular function: GTP binding; GTPase activity. The transcript is spliced from 7 exons. Bases 271 to 855 code for a protein of 194 amino acids. Lineage: Eukaryota; Metazoa; Chordata; Mammalia; Rodentia; Muridae.